Prunus armeniaca (apricot) is the source of this 2838-nucleotide messenger RNA. NCBI's taxonomy places the organism in Eukaryota, Viridiplantae, Streptophyta, Magnoliopsida, Rosales, Rosaceae. The record is from the annotation of a GenBank genome assembly.
AUGGGGAAGAGAAAAGAGCGUCGUCUUGCAGCUAAGACCAACGCUGGUCGCAGAGUCAAGCUCGAUCUUUUCGCGGAACCCUCUGGAGAUUUGGGUGGCUCUGCUGAACAUGAUGAGCUUGGAGGAGAUAUGAAAUCCAAAGGCCAUGCUGGGUUACCCAAUUCACCAUCUUCGUCAGGUCAGCAACCACAAAAUCCGUUGCUGUUACUUGGGCAAUAUAGUGAUGAUGAGUUGGAUGAUGACUCAAAUCAAGUACUUAGCAAUGCUGCUGUAGGGAAUUCCUCACCUGAGAAUGAUGAUGAGGUUAAGAGUUCACUUGGUGAAUCUUAUCAGCAUAUGGAUACCAAUGCUGACGAAGACCUUGCUUCUCAGAAGGUUAAGCAACAGGGAGGGGAUACAAACUCUGCCCCGAAUGAUUGUGACCAGAGCAUGGAGGACAGUGAUAAAAGAGAAAAUGAUGAUGUGGCCUCUAGUGAUUUACGCACAGAAUUGUAUUUGACAGAACAAGCCUCUGUUCCUGAAACUUCUAGUGUACAAGUCAUUGGAGAUGUCAGUUCAGGCUGGAAGAUUGUGAUGCAUGAAGAGAGUAAUAGCUAUUAUUACUGGAAUACUGAAACAGGGGAAACUUCAUGGGAAGUACCUGAUGUUUUGACCCAGGAAACCAAGUUAACGAGUGACCAGAAAACACCUACUGUUGCAGGAAAGUUGGAGAACGUUCCUGUUGGUACAGAAGAGUCUAACUUAACUUCUGAUGUGAAAUUAGAUGGUUUUUCUAAUUCUGACACAAAUGAAGGGGCUGCCAAUAUGGUUCCUCAUGGAACAGAAUCGUAUGGACAUGGGUGUGGGUCCCAAAGGGAUCAGUGGAAUCUAGCAUGCAAUAAUCAAGCUACUCAUGAUACAAUGGCUAAUGAAGAUCAUGAAUCAGGGAUUGAUCUCUCCUCUCGUCUUGUCAAACAUUGUGAGGCUUUGUUAGAAAGAUUGAAAUCAUUACAAGGGUCCAAGGAACAAUUGCAAGAUCUCAACUGGAUCUCAAAGUAUACUUUGGAAGUUGAGAUAAGACUCUUUGAUUUUCAGUCCCUUUUAUCUUAUGGGUCAUCCUUGCUUCCAUUUUGGAUGCAUUCUGAAAGACAGCUUAAACGGGUUGAGAGUGCUAUAGAUGAUGAAAUGUCCAAAAUUUCUAAAUCUGUACAAACGGAUGAAGUUGAGGCAGCUCAUGCAUCUUUCUCCCAGGGAGAAACAAAUUUUCAGGAAGGUGUGGGAUGUAAAACUGAAGCAGAUCAAGUUGAAACUUUGGAUGAUUUUCAUGCUACCCCUAGUGUUGAUACGUUAGCAAUAGUCUCUAAAGAAAGUUCAGGUGUAAAUGCCGAGCGUGUUUCUGAAUUUGGCUCGCCUACUAGGCAUAUGGAGAGUGGUGUAAGUGAACAAGUCAAUGGGGUGGCAGUUCCCAUUGAGUCAACUACCAAGAAUGAUUUUUGUGCUGGGGAAGAGGUUGACAUGGAUGUGGACAUGGAAGUUGAAGAUUCAAAUUCUGCAGGAAAUACAGCUAUUGCAUAUGCAUUGAAUGCCACGGAGUUUGCUCCAUCAGAGCAGCCAAUUAAUCCUGGCCCACCUUCAGCAUACGCAUCUUCAGUGCCAGAGGAUGCAUUCACCAUUCCACCUCCCCCAGAUGAGGAAUGGAUUCCUCCACCACCACCUGAUAAUGAACAGGUUCCUCCACCCCCACCUGAUGAGCCACCACCUCAGCCCCCGCAUCCUCCUUUGUCAUCUUACCCUGAGACAGGGCAAGCUCCUUAUCCAGAGCAAUACAAUUUUUCCUAUCCAAGUUCCAGUUUUGAAUAUUAUGGGCAUACAGUUACUGAAGGGCGUAGCAGUACUUUUUAUGGACAUCCUGAAGGAUGCCAAGUUUCUAUGUCCCAUGCACCCCUUUACUAUGCUGCAGUUCCUGGCACCUAUACUGAAACUUCUCAGGCUGCAGCUAACCCUGUUGAGUCUGUCACAUAUUAUGGGCUUCAAGAUGGAACUGGACUUUCUGUUCCUGUAGUAAAUGGUGUAGAGUCUUUACAGUUUCACAGUGAGUCUGCUCCUCUUAGCUAUGAAAACCUUGCAUCCGAUCGUACUGGAUCUAUCAACUCCUUUGCAGGAGCAGGCAGUAGUGGUUCAUUGCCAAAUGUGAAUAUUGAUAGUUCUGCUGUUGAUAGUGAGACUGGUGGGGCAUCUAUGGAGGUUCCUUCUACCACAUCCACAAUCCAAGCACCUGCAACCAUUUCAGUGAAAAGUAAUGUUCCUGUGCCAUCAACUAAUCAUGCCCCUAGUGCUGCAUCUAUUCCUGCCACAUCGGAGGUUACUAAGGCUCAGUCUAAAGUUCCACGUACUAAAAAGCGAACAGUUGCAGUUGCUUCCUCCUUGAGGUCUAAUAAGAAAGUCUCCAGUUUAGUAGACAAGUGGAAAGCAGCAAAAGAGGAGUUGCUUGAAGAUGAGGAGGAACCUCAAAAUGCAUAUGAGUUGUUUGAGAGGAAGCGACAAAAGGGAAUAGAGGAAUGGUAUGCACAACAAAUUACCAGCGGAGAGGCCAAAGAUAAUGCCAAUUUUCAGCCUCUUGGUGGCGAUUGGCGUGAGAAGGUGAAGCGAAGAAAAGCUCAAUUAGCCCGCAAAGCGGGACAAACCGCAUCAACACCUGGACCUGAGGCACCUACGGAUGGGAACCAGAAGCCUGAUCUGGCUGAACUCUCAAGGAGUCUCCCCUCUGGUUGGCAGGCCUACUGGGAUGAAUCCUCAAAACAGGUUUAUUAUGGAAAUACGGCGACCUCAGAAACUACAUGGACUCAACCAACAAAAUGA